UUCAAAAUUUAAUUUUUUUAAAGAUCCGUCUAAUUGUUGAUGACAUUUUUGAUCAAAAAGUUUUACAAUUCACCCCACGAUUAAAAUGGCUAGGAAAUUCUUUCUUUUUUGUUGGAGGUGUGCCUCAAUCUUUGAGGCAUUUAAUGCCGCCAGAACAUUUAUUACCUUUUCGUGGAUGCCUAAAAAAGAUAUUUUUCCAAUCGGGUCCUGUUGAACUAAAUUUAAUUCAAUUGGCAGAUCAAGGAUUUGGUCAAUCUAAUGUCCAAACUUUUGGUGACCUUACAUUUUCUUGUAUGCCAAGUGCUCAAAAUGCUCCUUUGGUUUUCUCAUUUAAUAAUGGAAAUAAUUAUACUAAAUUACCUCCUUGGCGUUCUCCAUCCCGUGGAACUUUAGCCUUCCAAUUCCGAACAUUAACCCCCGAUGGAUUACUUUUAUAUUAUGGAAUGUCACAAUGCAGUAAUUUUACCAUUUGUGAUUAUUUGGCUUUUGAAUUAAUUGAUGGACAUUUAUUUGUGAGAUAA
Meloidogyne enterolobii is the source of this 521-nucleotide messenger RNA. The record is from the annotation of a GenBank genome assembly. NCBI's taxonomy places the organism in Eukaryota, Metazoa, Nematoda, Chromadorea, Rhabditida, Meloidogynidae.